UUUCAUUUCCUUUUGUGUCAUGUUUGUCAUUUAAAAAUGGCUAGUGCUAGGAAUCUUUUAGGUAUUUUCAAUAUAAAACAAGUAAUAAUAUUAGCAACUCCUCCGGUAAACAAAGUUUCAUCAAGAUUUCUUUGCCAAUUCACUCACCACAGUAAAUCAGUACUCCUUCGUUGUAAAAUUUCUAAUAGUGCACAUCAAAGUGUCCUAGUACCAAAGCGUAAUUUUCAUUUGAGCUCGCUACUCACUUCCAAAAAAAGCUACUAUGAUAUCUUAGGGGUAGGGCGAAAUGCGUCUAUUUCCGAAAUAAAGAAAGCUUACUAUAAACUUGCUAAAAAAUAUCAUCCUGAUGUGAAUAAAAACGAUCCUGAUUCCUCCAAGAAGUUCCAGGAAGUUUCUGAAGCAUACGAGAUUUUGGGUGAUGACACCAAACGUAAGCAAUAUGAUACUUGGGGUGCAACUGCUGAACAAAUGGGAGGUAUGGGAGGUAUGGGAGGAGCUGGCACUGGACGAGCAUCUGGACCACAAGGUUUUAGCCAGCAGUGGCAGUACCAAUCCACCAUAGAUCCUGAAGAGUUGUUUAGGAAAAUAUUCGGUGAAGCUGGCUUCGGGAAAGGCUCAUCACCUUUCGAUGAUUAUGCUGAAUCCAAUUAUGGUUUUGGAGAGGCACAAGAGAUUUUACUCAGGGUAACAUUUAGCCAAGCAGCUAGAGGUACUAACAAAGAAGUCAACGUAAACGUUGUGGAUACUUGCCCAAAAUGUAAAGGCACCAGAUGUGAGCUUGGAACCCAACCAAAAAAGUGCCAUUACUGUAAUGGGACUGGCAUGGAAAGUAUAACAACUGGACCGUUCGUGAUGCGUUCUACUUGUCGGUACUGUCAAGGCACCAGAAUGUAUAUCCAAAACAAAUGCGUAGAGUGUCAAGGGAAAGGAUCAACAGUACAACGGAAGAAAGUCACUAUACCGGUUCCUGCAGGUAUUGAGGAUGGUCAAACCGUUAGGAUGUCAGUAGGAAAUAAGGAACUUUUCGUAACAUUUAGGGUAGACAAAUCUGAUUACUUCAAAAGGGAUGGGGCCGAUGUUCAUACGGAGGCAGACAUCUCAGUAGCACAAGCACUUCUAGGAGGUACUAUUAGGAUACAAGGGCUCUACGAGGAUCAUACCCUUCAAGUUAUGCCAGGUACGUCUUCGCACACGAGGAUACGUUUAAGUGGUAAAGGAAUGAAAAAGGUCAGCGGUUAUGGUCACGGCGACCAUUAUGUAAUGUUCAAAAUAGUAGUUCCCAAGCACUUGGAUGAUAAACAGAAGGCGUUAGCAAUGGCAUAUGCUGAAUUAGAAAAAGACACUCCAGGUCAAAUUAUGGGUGUUGUGUCGAGAAAUGAUGGCAGCAAAAUGUUCACGACAUCUGAAAAGUUGGAACUGCUGGAGUCAAUUCGUUCAAUUUUAGAAGGUAAGGACAAAAAUGAUUCUCACAAUGAUACUGAUUUGACCAAAAAUAGGAGGAAAAAGGUAGAGAAAAUCGCAGAAUCACAGAAAUCUCGAAAUAACAAGCAAAAUGCUGCCGAGUCGAGCUCGGAGAGUGAUGUGGAAGAAACCAAAGUCAAAAACAAAAACUGAAUAACUUUUUGCGGAGAGAGACACAGAUGCACUUCCAUUCAAGGCUAGUUUUUUAUAUUGUUUAUAAAUAUAUACAUAUGCAAGUUGAUUGUUACCAUAGUGUAUAUUAUUAAAGCUGUAGAGUAAGAGUUUUUCUCUCAAUAUUUUUACGUAAAUUGAUGGAAAUUUCAGCUCAUCAAAGUAGCUUCAAUGCUUAUGAUUUGAUUAGUUCAAAGUGUAAUUUUUGUUAAAUAAAAAAUAUAUUGAAUAG
Messenger RNA from Leptinotarsa decemlineata (Colorado potato beetle), 1864 nucleotides. RefSeq names its product protein tumorous imaginal discs, mitochondrial. Gene Ontology annotation, cellular component: mitochondrion. The record is from RefSeq and is a predicted model, not a curated record. Gene Ontology annotation, biological process: negative regulation of apoptotic process; protein folding; mitochondrion organization. NCBI's taxonomy places the organism in Eukaryota, Metazoa, Arthropoda, Insecta, Coleoptera, Chrysomelidae. Gene Ontology annotation, molecular function: ATP binding; heat shock protein binding.